Messenger RNA from Egretta garzetta (little egret), 1354 nucleotides. RefSeq names its product hypoxanthine phosphoribosyltransferase 1 (gene HPRT1). Lineage: Eukaryota; Metazoa; Chordata; Aves; Pelecaniformes; Ardeidae. The transcript has 9 exons. The annotation marks the transcript as partial. The record is from RefSeq and is a predicted model, not a curated record. Gene Ontology annotation, biological process: guanine salvage; hypoxanthine metabolic process; purine ribonucleoside salvage. Gene Ontology annotation, molecular function: magnesium ion binding; hypoxanthine phosphoribosyltransferase activity.
AAUAACAGCCCGCUCUGGAUUGCAGGGACCCAGUGCCUGAGCCAGAUUGGCGAUGAUGAACAAGGUUACGACCUGGACUUGUUCUGCAUACCUAAACAUUAUGCAGAUGAUUUGGAAAAAGUCUAUAUUCCUCAUGGGCUCAUCAUGGACAGGACGGAGAGACUGGCACGAGAAAUUAUGAAGGGCAUGGGAGGACACCACAUUGUAGCACUCUGUGUACUCAAGGGUGGCUAUAAAUUUUUUGCUGAUUUAUUAGACUACAUCAAAGCACUGAACAGAAACAGUGACAAAUCAAUCCCCAUGACUGUCGACUUCAUUAGGUUGAAGAGUUAUUGUAAUGAUCAGUCAACUGGAGAUAUAAAAGUCAUUGGUGGGGAUGACCUCUCAACCUUGACUGGAAAGAAUGUUUUGAUUGUAGAAGAUAUAAUUGAUACUGGUAAAACAAUGAAAACGUUGCUGUCUCUACUUAAGCAGUACAAUCCAAAGAUGGUGAAAGUAGCCAGUUUGUUGGUAAAAAGAACUCCUCGAAGUGUGGGAUAUCGACCAGACUUUGUUGGAUUUGAAGUGCCAGACAAAUUUGUUGUGGGAUACGCCCUAGAUUACAAUGAAUACUUUAGAGAUUUGAACCACAUCUGUGUGAUCAGCGAGACGGGGAAGCAGAAGUACAAAGCAUGAAAGCAUAGUUCCAGUGCUAUGAGAACAGAGCUUUGAAAUGUUUUGUUUACAGAGUCCUAUCUUUCACAGGCUUCAACUCUGGUACACCAGCUAAAAUUGUAGAACGCCCCAGCCCCGUUGUCAUAUGCUUACUAUAAUUUAUUGCAUGUACAAUAUAAGAUCUCGUCUUGUUCAUUUAUAUUUUAGAAAUGUAAACAACUAGUGCAAUUCUGCACUCCUUAUUUUGAUUUGCACUAUGACUCUACCGACUAUUGCUGCCCCUGGUUGGGUUGUGCUGUUUGUGAGCUCCGGAGGCUAACUCUUGCAGUGGUAAAUUGCUUAAACCUCAUCAACCCAGAACUGAAAUAGUUCCAAGUACUGUAAAUGUAAAACAUUUUAUGAUAGGGAAGUCUAUUAGUAAUAUUUUUAAAAUCUGUAAUUUAAGUUUUAUAUUUUAAUGCACAAAUGUGUUUGUGAUUAAUGGAUAGUUGCACCUUUGGGUGUUAUAAAGCAUGAGGAGCAGCCAGUUACAGUAUCUGUAAUCUCCAAGAAGCUCGUUCAGAUCUCCUGGAGUUGCCUUAUUGCUGUAAAGGAAGUCUGGGUGAAAAAUGUCUUUCUCUUUUGUUUGUUUAUUUUUUGAAGCAGAUGGAAUGACAAAACAGAAUGUUUAAAAUUUAGUUUUAGCUGAGCUGCCUGCUUC